AUGUCGGGGCAGACAAGAAGCAGGGGACCAGGCGCAGAUAUUCGAAGCCUUUCAACGACCGAGGAGUCGAGGAAGAGAGGUCAUCAUCCCAAGGAACCCACGGCAGCAACCGAACAGGCCGCAGCACCCUGCUCACAGCCGAGGAUGAAUGCCCAAGUUAACCAAGAUCAGAGAACAGGGCAGGCAGCCAGUUCAGGAGGCUGGGAGCGCUCUUGGUCCAGAUCGCAUCCCCAACAGCAGUGGAAGCCAACAGGUACCGUCUACCCGAUUGAUAUGAGGACAGUGAGGCCUAGGGACAAAACACGGGAUGAUCUGAGGGGAAGGCCUGCCGAUCCUAAGAUCCCAGCUUCACUGAAUAAGUUUGCUCCCUUGGCCGAGGAGACCGGACCCGACUCGAUUGAGACUACGAUGGUCUCGGCGGUGGACCACCAGAGCCUUGCGGAAGAUAUUCUUGCGGCCGUCCUGCCGCUGAUCUUGGCAGCCAUUCCCAGGAGUGUUCCUAUUGAGCAGCCUACCCCCUUUGUCAACGCAGAUAAAAGACAUAGAAGUAGAAGUCGCGACCCGCUGAUCCAAAGGGAGACAGAUCAGAACGAGGAAAUUGUUGUUGAGGCUGACCCGCAGGAAGACAAAGGGCCUGAACCGAUGGGUAUUGUGGAACAACAAGCCCAACCUGAUAUAACGGGCAAGGAGGACAUUGGGAACAAAAAGAAACAAAAGAAGCAACCGAGGGCAGCUAAGGAAACCCAGGCACCGACCGUUGUUGAUGUAGAGAGAAGAGAGGCGCAAAAUGAAGAGACCAGCCACCCUGCGGAAGAGACAAAGGAUACCGAGGCCCAACCCACCGAUACCAGAGCCCGACAUAGUCGACCCGAUACCCGACUGAGUGGUGCCGAUAGGGACGGAGAACCUGGCAGUACACAUAGACACCCACUUUGGGAAUCGUUAGUUGAGCAUGUGAUGCAGGAUGAGCCGACACUUGUUAGUGGUGACUUCAACAACGUGCUCGCUGAGGAUGAAAGAGUGGGAGGAUCUGUACCCACCGAAUAUGAGAUUAAGAAUAUGGUGGACACGUGUGCCUUGCUCGGUUUGGAGGAUAUUAUGGCAACGGGAUGCAAAUAA
Molecule: messenger RNA, 1119 nt
Organism: Salvia splendens (bonfire salvia)
Lineage: Eukaryota; Viridiplantae; Streptophyta; Magnoliopsida; Lamiales; Lamiaceae
Product: nucleolin 1-like
Exons: 2
Coding region: 1-1119 (372 amino acids)
Source: RefSeq, a predicted model, not a curated record